Neurospora tetrasperma FGSC 2508 is the source of this 868-nucleotide messenger RNA. RefSeq lists its product as uncharacterized. The transcript has 2 exons. NCBI's taxonomy places the organism in Eukaryota, Fungi, Ascomycota, Sordariomycetes, Sordariales, Sordariaceae. The record is from RefSeq and is a predicted model, not a curated record. Gene Ontology annotation, cellular component: cytoplasm. Gene Ontology annotation, biological process: aromatic amino acid biosynthetic process; chorismate metabolic process. Gene Ontology annotation, molecular function: chorismate mutase activity. The annotation marks the transcript as partial.
CAAUUCCCAUUUCUUCCCCUCACCCCCCCUGGCCCUGGUUCCCCGCACGCAAGUGACGCGCCAAUUCAGGCUUGGCUCCAUCCAGAAGGGGGUGUAAGAGCAGGGAUCCGGUGUCUGCCAAGAGAAACGCUGGGGGGGGCCAGUGGGGUACCGGAUCCGCAGUAUUGGUGCGUCAUAUGUACAAAUGUACAAAUGAACAACCUAAAUUUUAACAGGGCCGUUGCAACGUGGGAAUCCGAUUGUUGUCCGAUAUCGAAGUUGCGAUUGUUUGGUCCCAACUCUGCCGGUUGAGGGUCCUCAGGAGGGACUCAACGCUCACUGUACACAACAACUGCCUCUUGUCUUCUCUGUCAAUUGAUAUCUUACUUGCACAUACAACCCAAAUCUCUAUUCCAAGCGGUUGUUGCAUCUACCGCGACACCUCAGCUUUCAAGAUGGACGCUAUCAUCGAACUGUCUGACGUCGACAAGGCGCUUGAUCUUUCGCGCAUUCGCUACCAGCUAAUCCGUCUGGAGGACACCAUCAUCUUCCAUUUGAUCGAGCGUGUUCAAUUCCCCCUCAAUAAGAACAUUUACAUCCCUGGUGCCGUCCCGCUCCCCGACACCGACCUCAGCUUGAUGGACUGGUACUUGUGGCAGCAGGAGCGUCUCCAGUCCCUCAUGCGUCGCUACGAGUCACCCGACGAAUACCCUUUCUUCCCCGACGCCGUGCAGAAGCCCAUCCUCGAGUCGAUCGACUACCCCCAGAUCCUCCACCCCAACAACGUCAACGUCAACGAUCAGAUCAAGGAGUUCUAUACGCAAAAAUUCCUUCCCAGCGUGUGCCCCGACUUUGGCCGUGAGGAUCGUGGUGUCAACAAGGAGAACUA